Messenger RNA from Camellia sinensis, 966 nucleotides. The record is from RefSeq and is a predicted model, not a curated record. Lineage: Eukaryota; Viridiplantae; Streptophyta; Magnoliopsida; Ericales; Theaceae.
AACCAUUUGGUUAUAGUUUUUCAUAAUCUUAUAAAUUAUAAUUUUCUGCCGCUUCCUGAGUAUCAACGUUUUGCCAGGAUCGAUUUUAAGCUUAGAACAAUUGAGCUUGAUGGAAAACGCAUCAAGCUGCAAAUAUGGGAUACUGCUGGCCAAGAACGUUUUCGUACAAUCACAACAGCUUAUUACAGGGGAGCCAUGGGUAUAUUGCUGGUCUAUGACGUUACUGAUGAGUCAUCAUUCAACAACAUAAAGAACUGGAUCAAGAACAUAGAGCAACAUGCUUCUGAUAAUGUCAACAAGAUACUAGUGGGUAACAAAGCUGACAUGGAUGAGAGCAAAAGGGCUGUUCCAACAUCAUGGGGCCAGGCUCUUGCUGACGAAUAUGGCAUCAAAUUUUUUGAGACUAGUGCAAAAACAAAUCUCAAUGUGGAGCAGGUCUUCUUUUCUAUUGCUCGAGACAUAAAACAAAGACUUGCAGAGAGUGACUCCAGAGCAGAGCCUCCAAGCAUCAAACUCAGUAAACCCGACGCAGGUAAGGGUUCAACUGCUGCUCCAGAGAAAUCAGCAUGCUGCGGUGCUUGAGAGCUUUUAGCAGAUCAUGAAGGUGCGUAGCUGUUAUUCUCUUGUGCAUGUGCAAAUUGAAAGUUGUUUUCCAGUUAGCCAUGGCAAAUUGAAUGCCCACCAAACAAUUCUUCUUUUAAAAUCCCCGGUGCUUACUUUGUCCUCAGUCUGCUGGGAAGCAGCCUGCACAAAUCACAACUGGGAAUGAGUUUUUGCUUGUAUUGUUACCUUCUGGAUACUUUCACCCUUAAGAUCUAUCUAUCUAUAUAUAAUCUCAUUUACCAUAUUCUGUUAGAAUUGAUCUUGAUUUGGUUUAGUGGUACUAGAUAACAAUAUUCUUUGCUUUUCAAGAUAAUUAUGAAGAUUUGGGAGGUGCAUAAUUCUUGUACAAAUCAUUGUUGACUA